Messenger RNA from Anopheles funestus (African malaria mosquito), 1854 nucleotides. Its product is annotated as RING finger protein narya-like. Gene Ontology annotation, molecular function: SUMO transferase activity. The record is from RefSeq and is a predicted model, not a curated record. Bases 562 to 1425 code for a protein of 287 amino acids. Gene Ontology annotation, biological process: reciprocal meiotic recombination; protein sumoylation; homologous chromosome pairing at meiosis. Gene Ontology annotation, cellular component: synaptonemal complex. Lineage: Eukaryota; Metazoa; Arthropoda; Insecta; Diptera; Culicidae. The transcript is spliced from 5 exons.
CCGUGUAACGCACGUUACUGUCAGUGAAAUGAAAAGGGACCUGGUGCACAGCGUUACAAUACGAAACGAUCGUUGGACAGUCGAGAAACGUUAAACAACAUUUCAACCGUUUAUUUAUCCUGCAAAAUGAUAAAAACGUUUAUAGUGUAGUAAAAUAAAUUCCAUUUACACAGACAACUAAUUAGAAGGAGGCACUCGUAUUCAUUUCGGAAAAUUGUCAAAUGACACUAUAAAAUACACAGUUCCAUACACAAAGUGUUUUCUUUUUCAUGUUUUUCCGUGAUAUUGUACAAAUAUUUUUAGACAAGCGAAAUCUCUAACAAUUUCAUCCUAGUAGGUCAUGCUUUGGAAAAGUAGCUCAUCGCUCUUUGGAAGGAAAAUAUGUCAAACGAAAUAAUACGUGCGGAAGCUAGUAAACUGGGAAGCUGUUGUUGUUUAGUAGUGAAGCCGAAAUAAUCAUACACGCUAUCAAAAUGUCCGCAACGCGCUGGAUACACUGCAACAUUUGCUUUCAUCUGUUGUCGAGAAAGGAGCGAAAGUUUUACCAUCUUUCCUGCCGUCAUGUGCUUUGUAAGCAAUGCAUGGCCAAAACGAGUAGAUCGAGGGACGAUAUGUCCGGUGUGCGAAAAACCGUUGGAACGCUUCACCGAACUCAACAAUCAGAUGGACCGCAAAGAAAAGAUGUUUUAUGAUCCCGGUUCGCUGAAAGUGCUGAGCGUUGCCUAUCAAAACGUGGUCUUUCAGCACAAACAACGGGAGAAUAUGAUAAAAGGAAUACUGCGCUGUCGUACAGCAAUAAUGCAGAUGAAGGACGUGGAAGACGCACUGCGACAGAAAAUAGUGGAAACGCAACGACGGUACGAAAAGUUUCGUACCUACCGUCGGAAUCUUCAGGAAACGUUGCGUGAAAGGUCACCCCGGUACGGGAAUAGUCCAUUGAUGGGUCCUACCAGAAGGAAUGCUGCUGUCCGACAGCUAACGAACCAUCCGUCAGCACUGUCCAAUCGCGAUAGCGAUUCGGCCAGUCGCCGAUACGAUCAAAGGUGGCCAAGUUCAACGAUACCAUCACCAUCGCCCGUUGAUAGCUUUAAUACACCUUCGCUCACCAACAGACCACCAUCGGUGAUGGAUAGCAGUUUUACACGACAACAUGUAACAAUGAUGCACUCACAACGCAGCAACACCGGCCCCUUUAUGGAAGCGGACGGUAAAAUCGGUGGAACCAGCAUGUCCGUGUUUGCGAAUGAUUCGGGCAUUUCCGGCAUGCAGACACCUUCAUCUAGCUUUGGUUUUGGUGAUAAUUCUCGAAUAGCCGCCAUCCAACGACAGCAUCAUCAGACUCCGUCAACGCCAGCAAGAUAUAAUGCGGGGUCUGUGUCUUAUCGGCACGAUCACAUUUUGUCCUACAACAAACCACGGCAUUGAAAGCAAAGGUUCUUACACAAGUGCGGGAUUGUUGCAUGUUCGUAUUUUGUAUAUAGUCUUAAACAUUCCUUUUCUUUAUUACAAUAAUAAGCGGCUUUGCAUCUUUUUGUUGUAAUAUGUUGUUCAGCAGCAUGGUCUACACCAUAUGGACUUAUUACAAAAUCUCUUUUCUAUCCCUGUAACUCUCGCUACAUUUUUCGUCUACAUCUCCCAAUACGAAUAAUGACCUAUAAGUUAAAUCCGCUACGAGAAACCGACCGAACACACAAAUAAAAUAAUUAUAUAAUGUAACGAACUAGAGAUGAGAAUGACAACUCUUUUUAGUGAGCUAACUCAGAGUGAAUGAGUCGUUAUUAUGAGUCAGCUCGUUUAACGACUCAUUUCGGAGUCAUAAAAAAACCCAACAUACACGUAUAAGUUAAGGUUCGG